Amphibalanus amphitrite is the source of this 5147-nucleotide messenger RNA. Its product is annotated as signal-induced proliferation-associated 1-like protein 2. Gene Ontology annotation, molecular function: protein binding; GTPase activator activity. The transcript has 20 exons. Gene Ontology annotation, biological process: regulation of small GTPase mediated signal transduction; activation of GTPase activity. Gene Ontology annotation, cellular component: cytoplasm. The record is from RefSeq and is a predicted model, not a curated record. The coding region runs from base 31 to 4521 and encodes 1496 amino acids. NCBI's taxonomy places the organism in Eukaryota, Metazoa, Arthropoda, Thecostraca, Balanomorpha, Balanidae.
CCGGCUGGCCGCCCUCCGCCACCGCCGGCCAUGGACGGGCUCAUGAUGCCCCCGCCGGCCGGUCUGCCCCUGAUGCCGCGCCAGCGCGCCUAUACGCACACACACACGCACACGCGGCUGCAGCGCUCCGCCUUCGGUCCGGCGUCCACCCGGGCCAGCUGCAGCGAGCGGCUGCACCCGCGGCAGCGGAGCCGCGCGGCGCCGGCCGCCGACGGCCGCAGCGGCCCGCUGUACCGCUCCAACUCGUCUCUGGAGCUGGAGCCGACCGGCGGCGGCGGCGGCGGCGCGCUCCGCAGAGAGUUCGGUUCGCACGGCUCUAUCGACGCCAUCGGUGGCGAGGCGGCGUUCGCCGUGCUGACCGAGUUCCGCAGCCUGGACCCGGAGCUGGCGGCCGCGCGCGACGCCGACUCGGCCGACGCCAGUCCGCGGCAGCGCUCCCGACUGCAGCGGCUCUGGGACCGAGACCGGCGCGCCAGCCGAAAGGCCGGCGGCGCCGAGCAGUCGCUGUUCAGAAAGCUGCGCGGCGGCAGCGUCAAGGACUCGCAGCGGCUCUCGGAGCCCGAGACUAGCCGCUCGACCGACUCGCUGGACGGCGAGGCGCGCCAGGAGGAGCGGCGCCGCCGGCGCGCGCUCGUCCACUACGACUGCCAGAGCCUGCGGGUGAGCCUGGCGGCAGCGGCGCGCCGGCGCACCCGGCUCGACGAGCGGCACAACCGAGCCACGGGCGCCAGCGCCGCCUCGCAGCCGGCCAGCCGCUCCGCCGACGAGCUCUCCGAGGACGAGGAGCACGGCGACGACCGCAGCAACGACCUGGUCCAGAGUUGCCCUUUCUUUCGGAACGAGGUGGGCGGCGAGCGGGACCGAACGCUGCAGCUGGCGCCGAGCGGCGGACGGCGGCGGCGGGCGGCCGCGCGACCCGACCUGCACUGCCACCGCGCGCCGGCCACGUGCGGCCUCUCGGUGCUCGAGCAGCCGGCCGGCAUCACCCACUGGCCGGCGCACGUCUGCCCCUUCAGCCGGCACGGCAUGGCCAUCGAGCACUCGAACGUCGGCAGCUACUACUACAAGGACUUCUUCCACGGCAGAGAGCACGAGAACUGGGUGGGCACGGACGACAGCCUGGGCCCGGUGGCGGUCAGCAUUCGGCGCGACUGGCUGCAGGAGAGCGGGCCGCGCGCCGCCGCCGCCGGAGAGGGCCGCGACCACACCUGCUACCGGGUUAUCGUGAGAUCCAGCGAGCUGCCGACGCUGCGCGGCCUGAUUCUGGAGGAGUCGCUGUUCCCCCUGAUCAAGCCCAGCGAGAAGCUGAAGCGACUGCCGGUUCGUGAUAUCCUCGACCACGUGGCGCCCGAGCUGCAGUACAACUGUUUGCGGUUGGCCGUGGCUGAGCCACGCACCGAGGACUACCUGAUGAAGCUCGACGAACAGUACAUCUUCAACCGGUACAAGGUGGGCAUCAUGUACUGCCGGGCCGGCCAGAGCACUGAGGAGGAAAUGUACAACAACGAGCAGUCGGGACCGGCGCUCGAUGAGUUCCUCGGCAUGCUCGGACAGCGCGUCAGACUCAAGGGCUUCGACAAGUACAAAGCGGGACUCGACAAUAAAACCGACUCGACCGGGGAGUAUUCUGUGUACGUCAAACACCAGGGUAACGAGAUCAUGUUCCACGUCUCCACUCUGCUCCAGUACUCGCCCAACAACAGACAACAGCUACUGAGGAAGCGCUACAUCGGCAACGACAUCGUCACCAUCGUGUUCCAGGAGCCGGGCGCGCUGCCGUUUACGCCCAAACACAUCCGCUCACAGUUCCAGCACGUGUUCAUCGUGGUGCGAGCACUGAACCCGUGCUCCGAGAACACCCAGUACAGUGUGGCUGUGAACCGAUUUCGGGACGUGCCCGCGUUCGGACCGCCCAUCCCCGAAUCGGCCACCUUCUCAAAGUCGCAGGCCUUUGCCGAGUUCCUGUACGCCAAAGUGAUCAACGCCGAGAACGCCGCCUACCACUCGGAGAAGUUUAUGACAAUGGCCAAGCGGACCCGAAACGAGUACCUGAAGGACCUGGCCACCAACUACCUGACCGAGCAGACGCUCGACCCGCCGCAGAAGUUCUCGAUCAUGUCGUUCGGCAGUCGGAAGAAGGACCGUCCGCGGCCGCGGUUCCGGCCGGACGCCGUGCAGCGUGGCGCCAUCUGUUGGCAGGUGGUGGCUGACGAGCAGAGCUCCGUCAGACAGGUGGACUGCGUGCUGGGUAUCUCUGCUGACUCUGUGGUUCUAAUUGAGGAGAGGACCGACCGGCUGCUGUUCGCUGCUCCGGCCGCCAGCGUCCUGGGCUGGACCCUGCAGGGCACCAGCCUGCGGGUGUACUACCACCAGGGCGAGUGUGUGGUGCUGCGGCCACAGACGCCCCAGGACACGGAGGAGCUGGCGGAGAUGGCCGCGCGACUGGCCGCCGUCACCGCCGGCUGCGACUCGCAGGAGCUGGUGCUGCGCCGGAACCAGCUGGGCCAGCUGGGCUUCCACGUGCAGAGCGACGGCCUGGUGACGGAGGUGGAGGGCGGCGGGCCCGCCUGGCAGGCCGGACUCCGACAGGGCGCCCGAAUCGUGGAGAUCUGCCGGGUGCCCGUGUGCUCGGCCAGCUACGACCAGAUGGUGGACCUGCUAAAGACCUCGGUGCCCGUGUCGCUGGUGGUGCUGCCGCCGGGCGCGGACGGUGCGCCGCGCCGCGGCUGCCUGCUGCCCUCCUGCGGCGCGCCGGCCCCGGAGCCGGAGCCGGGCCGACGCGCCGGCUCACCGCCGCCGUCCGUCGUCAGCUCUGGGUACGGCACGGGCGGCAGCGGCCGCUCAGCGCUGGCCGCCGGCUCUCUGGAGGCCGGCGGCACGCUCAGCAGCUCGUCCAGCGGCUCCACAGAGCGGUGGGCCGACGAGGCCGAGCCGCCGCCGCCGCCGCUGCCGGCGCGCCACCGACAACGGCUCCCGGCCGCGCGCAGCCUGGACGGACAGACGAGCAACUACGCGGCGCCGGCCGGACUGCAGCCGCGGGCUCUGGAGACGCUGCAGGAGCGGAGAGGGCGCCAGGAGACAUUCGCCUAUAUCGAACUGGCUUCGAUGAACUGCGGUAUUCUGAUGGAAGCCAAGAACGACAACUCAAAGUCCACCUACCUCACCGACUCAGACGUGGAGAUCUACAUUCCGGGCCAGCGGACGUCCACGGCCACCCAGGACGGCCGGGCGGGCCACCGAGGCUCGCCGGCCGCCCCCGCUCCCGCCCAGGCCGCCGCCGGCGCGUCUGCGGCGCCCGGGCGGUCCUCGGGCGGCGGUCCGUCCGACCCCACGGCGGCCGGGGGACGGAGGACCAGCGGCGCCGGCUACAGCACGCUGGAACAGAGGCACCGCGGAGCGCCGAGGGAGGAGGGCGACCAGAGACACCGCGGAGCGCCCAGAGAGGAAGGAGAGCAGAGACUGCGGGGACCGUCCAGGGAGGAGGCCGACCAGAGACUCCGCGGGACGCCCAGGGAUCAGGGAGAGCAGAGGCUCCGGGGAGCGCCGAGGGACCCGGCGCCCGGCCAGCCUGCCCGCCAGCAGGCGGCGUCCCGGCAGGCGGCCGGCCGCAGCCAGCCCUCGGGUCACAGCGGUGGCAGUGUGCGCACGAAGCGGCCGGGCGGCCCGGGUCCCCGGCGAAUCGCCAACAGCCGGAGCAGCACAGACCUGAGCGCCGGGCGGCUCAGCUCGGCGCACCUCAGCCACGCCGAGAGCGACCAGUGUCUGAGCGGCCGCUCGGCGCCGCGCCUGCUGCCCGCGCGGCUGGGCCACUCGCGCAGCAGCAGCCAGCUGGGUGGGAGCCACCAGAGCCUGGAGAGCGCCGAGCCGGCCGGCCGCCGCUGCGCGCCCGCCUCCCGCAGCGAGGACGAGCUGAGCGCGCACAGCCUGUCGCCGGCGGCGCGGCGCCGGCUGCGCGCCGACACCUCGACGCCGUCCUCCGGCAGCGGGCGCAGCCAGGCAGGCAGCCCGCGCGGCGCGGCGCCGGCCGGCCGGCGCGCCUCCAGCGGGCCGUACCUGGCGGCCGGCCCGGCGCAGCCGGCCGAGACGGACGUACUGCUCACCACGGCGCGGCCGGCGCACGUGCUGGACGCCAGCCCGGAGUCGGACGGCCCCCAGAUGGACUGGCAGACUCUGGUGGAUACGGCCACACGGGCCGUGCUCACCCAGCGGCCGGCCGCCGGCAGCAGGACGCCGCCCGGGGACACGGCGUCACCUGUAGCCCCCGCCGCUGCCGCCGCCCCCGCCCCCGCCGCCGGCUCGGCCGCCUCAGCCGCUCCACCGUCGCCCUCUGACGAGCUCCGCUCGCGUCUCACCACUCUGGAGAACGAGCUGGUGAACGAGCAGACCCGCCGCGAGCUGCUGCAGUCGCAGGUGCAGAAGCUGAGCUCGGACAACCAGCGGCUACAGGAGGAGAGUCGGCAGGCGGCGCGUCAGCUGAGAAAAUUCACCCAGUGGUUCCUCGACAACGUUGAGAAGCCGUGACCGGACGGCAGCCGCCGGCCUCCGCCGUCACCGGCCGGGCCCGGGGUGGGCCUCCUCCCGCCGGUACCGGGUGGGUGGUCCUCAGCGAACGGGCCGGCCUGUCGCUGAUCGCGUCGGGUUGGACGUGACUCUUGUGAGGAUGUGGUUUUUAUACAUGCGUGCGGGUGAGUGUGAGAUUUUCAAGGCAACUCGCCUUCUUAUAAGCCGUCCAUUUCGUCACGUGGCCAAAGAUUGUGCGAGAAAAUGACGAUUUUACGCGGAAGCAACUAUAUAUACCUACUUAUAGUUUUGUACAAUAUUUGUGUACAAUGUGCAAAAUGCAGCAUUGUGCUGCAGGCUAUCGUUGUGAUGAUAAUGCAAACUAUGAUGCUCGCGUGUGAGCUGUAGGUUUUUUUAUAAUUUAAUGAAAUGACCGCUGCCCUUUGGAAUAGGCAUGCUUACGUCCUGUAGCCUUGUUUACGAUGUCUUUGUCUAGGAAAUUUAGAAGGCGUUUGAUUUCGGUGAAUACCGAAUGUAAACUUACAAACGUGCGACAUGCACAGUCUAGUCCGUGCCUGCUUUGUACGAAGUCAGCUCAUCGAAUGAUCUGCAAUGCCAUGCAUGAUAAUAUAGUAAAAUGCAAUCAA